This is a messenger RNA of Westerdykella ornata, 1315 nucleotides long. RefSeq names its product carboxy-cis,cis-muconate cyclase. Bases 147 to 1226 code for a protein of 359 amino acids. The record is from RefSeq and is a predicted model, not a curated record. The transcript has 4 exons. NCBI's taxonomy places the organism in Eukaryota, Fungi, Ascomycota, Dothideomycetes, Pleosporales, Sporormiaceae. Gene Ontology annotation, molecular function: 6-phosphogluconolactonase activity; protein binding.
GCCCGCGCUGGGGUUCGGAGACGAAGCAUGGGAGCUGGACAUGUGGGUCGCAAAGGAUGGCUCUGGAGGUGGAAUCUGGAGAAGAUGAUGUUCCUUUUCGACGUCUCCAUGCACCCAGAGGAAGUUAAUCGAACUCCUGAGACACCAUGAAGCACCAUCUCAUGAUCGGAACAUGGACACCGCCAGGCGUCAUCAUCACUGUCGAAUUCGACGACGAAGCACUGAGCUUGAAGCUGGUCAAGAAGACGGAGAUUCCGGAGGAUGAGCCUAUAUCGUGGAUGACUUUCGAUCAUAAGAGGAAGAACAUCUACGGCGCAUCCAUGAAGAAAUGGUCCAGCCAUGCAGUCAAGAGCCCCAGCGAGAUUGUGCAUAGCUCCUCCCAUCCCCUGGGUGGUCACCCCAAGGCUGCAGAGGCAGACACUCGCACGCGUGCCAUUUUCGUUCUAGCAGCAAAGAAGCCUCCUUAUUGCGUCUACGGCAAUCCCUUCUACGACUACGCAGGCUACGGCAACGUCUUCUCCGUCAACGACGACGGAAGUAUCAAGGAGAACAUCCAAAACUACGAGUACUGCCCCCAGACGGCCAUCCACGGCAUGGUCUUUGAUCCCACCGAGAGUUAUCUCUAUUCCGCCGACAUGUGGGCAAAUCGGAUAUGGUGUCACAAGAAGCGGGACGAUGGGACAGUAGAGCUGGUGGGAUAUGUGGAUGCGCCAGGAGAGAAGGAUCACCCUCGUUGGGUCGAGAUGCAUAAGAGCGGGCAGUACCUCUAUGCGCUGAUGGAGGCAGGGAAUCGCGUGUGUGAAUACGUGAUUGAUCCUCAGACGCAUAUGCCGGUUUAUACCCACAAGUGGUUUCCCCUCAUACCUCCAGACAUUCCCAACCCGACCAUGUACCGCUCCGACGUCGUCUUCCUAACCCAGUCCUCGGAAUAUCUAUUCGCGACCUCCCGUGCCAACUCCUUCGAUCUCACAGGUUACAUCGCGGCCUUCAAGAUCAGCGAGAGUGGAGCUAUCGAGCGCCAGAUCUGCCUGAAUCCAACACCGACGAGUGGAGGGCAUUCGAACGCUGUGAGCCCGUGCCCAUGGUCGGAUGAGUGGCUGGCCUUGACGGACGAUGAGAAGGGCGGCAUUGAGAUUUAUAGAUGGCACAAGGAAUUCCUGGCAAGGGUGGCAAGGCUGGAGAUUAAUGAGAAGGGUUUUGGUAUGAAUGCUAUAUGGUACGACUAGAUGGGUACAAUCAUAGUAGAAUUGCGAGCUACAGUAGAGACAUCAAACUGUACGCAUAAUACUACAAGACAAUCUAUACUCAACACUGA